CUCCUGAAGAACAGAGUCCUGAGGGGGAGCAGCAGGAGUCAGAGCUCCUCCACAUAAAGGAGGAACAGGAGGAACCCGGGGUCCAUCAGGAAGGAGAGCAGCUUCUUGUGAAAGAGGAGACUGAUACCAAGUUUCCAUUAACUGCUGCUACUAUCAACAAUAUUAAACUGUUUAUUAAAGAAGAAGCUUCUUUAGACCCCAGACCUCAAGCUGACCUGCUUGACCCACAGCCCCCCCACAUAAAGGAGGAACAGAAGGGAGUCUACGUCAGUCUUCCAGGAGAGCAGGUGCUCUCGCAGGUUUAUCCAGACCAAAUUAAAGACAGAGAGCCUAUAGAAGAGAGAGGUGGAGAACAAUCCAUCAGGAUACAAGAUCAUGCAUAUGCUUCACAGAAGAAAACUGUGAAGUCACGAAGGAAAGGCCAGAGAGGAGUGAAGCUUGGCUGUGAAGAUUGUGGCAAAACAUAUAAUGGGAAAUACGCUUUAAACACACACAUGAGAAUCCAUACAGGAGAGAAGUCUGUUUGUUGUGAUCAAUGUGGAAAAAGCUUUAGCCAAAAACCUUAUUUGAAGACACACAUGAGAAUCCAUACAGGACAAAAGCCUUUUUGUUGUGAUCAAUGUGGAAAAAGCUUUAGCCAAAAACCUUAUUUGAAGACACACAUGAGAAUCCAUACAGGACAGAAGCCUUUUUGUUGUGAUCAAUGUGGAAAAAGCUUUAGCCAAAAACCUUAUUUGAAGACACACAUGAGAAUCCAUACAGGACAGAAGCCUUUCUGUUGUGAUCUAUGUGAUCAAAGAUUUAGCGAAAAGGGAACUUUAAAUAGACACAUGAGAAUCCAUACAGGACAGAAGCCUUUCUGUUGUGAUCUAUGUGGACAUAGAUAUAGCGAUAGAGGAACUUUAAACAAACAUAUGAUAAUCCACACAGGACAGAAGCCUUUCUGUUGUGAUCUAUGUGGACAUAGAUAUAGCGAUAGAGGAACUUUAAACAAACAUAUGAUAAUCCACACAGGACAGACGCCUUUCUGUUGUGAUACAUGCGGAAAAAGAUUCAACUGGAAAUCAAAUUUAUAUAGACACAUGAGAAUCCAUACAGUAGAGCAGACUUUCUGUUGUGAUCUAUGUGGACGAGGAUUUAGCCGAAAAUCUAAUUUAAACACACACAUGAGAAUCCAUACAGGACCGAAACCUUUCUGUUGUGAUCUAUGUGGACAAAGAUUUUGCGAUAAUGGAACUUUGAACAGACACAUGCGAAUCCACACAGGAGAGAAGCCUUUCUGUUGUGAUCUAUGUGGACAAACAUUUGGCCAUAAAGCAACUUUAAACAGACACAUGAGAAUCCACACAAGAAAGGCACCAGUGUUUCCCCUACCAUUUAACAAUGGUGGAGCCCCGGGCCCCCAAGAUAGUCACAGCAUGUAGUAAAUUGUCAAAGUCUGUACAUGUUCACAGAUAAUUUUAUGCAAAUUAAUAACCUUUAUAUAUAGUGCUAUAUUGCAUCCUGUCCUAUUUCUGUCUCUUGGCUCACACAUAUAUCAGCUUCACAUUCAUUUGUGUCCUCAUUCUCUGAAUGACCGAGAACACACAGUGUAGCGAACAUGCCCUCUGCUGGUCGGGGCUACUCAGUGCAUACUGCUCUAUAGAGUAGUUCACGCGUGACGUCCGCGCUACUUCCGGGUUAUGCCGGUAGGCAAAAACAGGACUGUUCUCGCCAAACA
This is a messenger RNA of Fundulus heteroclitus (mummichog), 1720 nucleotides long. Its product is annotated as gastrula zinc finger protein XlCGF8.2DB-like. Bases 495 to 1424 code for a protein of 309 amino acids. Gene Ontology annotation, molecular function: RNA polymerase II cis-regulatory region sequence-specific DNA binding; DNA-binding transcription factor activity, RNA polymerase II-specific. Lineage: Eukaryota; Metazoa; Chordata; Actinopteri; Cyprinodontiformes; Fundulidae. The transcript has 2 exons. Gene Ontology annotation, biological process: regulation of transcription by RNA polymerase II. Gene Ontology annotation, cellular component: nucleus. The record is from RefSeq and is a predicted model, not a curated record.